Homo sapiens (human) is the source of this 1095-nucleotide messenger RNA. It is a transcript of the gene BANF1, whose product is annotated as barrier to autointegration nuclear assembly factor 1. Lineage: Eukaryota; Metazoa; Chordata; Mammalia; Primates; Hominidae. Gene Ontology annotation, molecular function: DNA binding; identical protein binding. Gene Ontology annotation, cellular component: chromosome; nucleus; nuclear envelope. The record is from RefSeq and is marked reviewed.
CCAGUGUUCCCAGUUCCCACCAGUCCAACUGCGAGGAGUGCGACGUGAGUCUGAGUCUGAUCCCUCCGAAAACCGUACUUCCGGCGCUGUCUCGGAGGCCUCCCGUCCCCUCCCUUGUCCGUCUUCUAACUCUUCCCCACGCCAGGUCCGUCAAGCCUAAGUCCUUGAGUUCCGGGUCCGGGCAGCAGAGAAAGGAAGUCCUCUCCCUGGAGGCCUAUCUCCCUCAGAACUGCGCGAGAAGCGAGACCUUAGAAGGCAGGGCUUCCCGCGAAGGACCGGAAAGGAGCGCCUACUAAGGACGCCGUCGAGGUCCGGGGCGCCUCAACUCUAUAGCUCUAACUGGCUAGAAGUGCCCAACGUGGAAUGUUUCUUUUUUAAAGGCGGCUCUUGAAGCGACCCGGAAGCGGAAGUGGAAGAAAGUUCUAGUGGCUUGAGAUUAAGCCUGAUCAAGAUGACAACCUCCCAAAAGCACCGAGACUUCGUGGCAGAGCCCAUGGGGGAGAAGCCAGUGGGGAGCCUGGCUGGGAUUGGUGAAGUCCUGGGCAAGAAGCUGGAGGAAAGGGGUUUUGACAAGGCCUAUGUUGUCCUUGGCCAGUUUCUGGUGCUAAAGAAAGAUGAAGACCUCUUCCGGGAAUGGCUGAAAGACACUUGUGGCGCCAACGCCAAGCAGUCCCGGGACUGCUUCGGAUGCCUUCGAGAGUGGUGCGACGCCUUCUUGUGAUGCUCUCUGGGAAGCUCUCAAUCCCCAGCCCUCAUCCAGAGUUUGCAGCCGAGUAGGGACUCCUCCCCUGUCCUCUACGAAGGAAAAGAUUGCUAUUGUCGUACUCACCUCCGACGUACUCCGGGGUCUUUUGGGAGUUUUCUCCCCUAACCAUUUCAACUUUUUUUUGGAUUCUCGCUCUUGCAUGCCUCCCCCGUCCUUUUUCCCUUGCCAGUUCCCUGGUGACAGUUACCAGCUUUCCUGAAUGGAUUCCCGGCCCCAUCCCUCACCCCCACCCUCACUUUCAAUCCGUUUGAUACCAUUUGGCUCCUUUUUUGGCAGAACAGUCACUGUCCUUGUAAAGUUUUUUAGAUCAAUAAAGUCAGUGGCUUUCA